Molecule: messenger RNA, 1697 nt
Organism: Condylostylus longicornis
Lineage: Eukaryota; Metazoa; Arthropoda; Insecta; Diptera; Dolichopodidae
Product: U2 small nuclear ribonucleoprotein auxiliary factor 35 kDa subunit-related protein 2
Exons: 6
Coding region: 94-1476 (460 amino acids)
Biological process (GO): mRNA splicing, via spliceosome
Cellular component (GO): spliceosomal complex; U2AF complex
Molecular function (GO): metal ion binding; pre-mRNA 3'-splice site binding
Source: RefSeq, a predicted model, not a curated record
GUCGGUAAGGUAUUGUAUCAAGACCUUUUCAGGAAGCAUAUUAUUUACCUUCAUGUUUGUUUAUUUUGGAUAUAAUUUUAACAUAAACAAUCAAUGAGGCAUAAAGAAAAAAGGAAAAUUGCAAAAAAAUUGAGAAGAAAAAGGAUUCGUCAAAAAAAUGCCAAGGAAAGAGAACGGCUACAGGAAAUAGAAGAAGCGCAAAAAUUAAACGAUCCAAAAUAUCACCUAUGGUUAAAUGAACAAAUUAGAAUAGAAAAAAUUCAGCAAGAACAAGAAGAUUUUCAGCGCCAGCUUGGUGAGAAGCGAUGGCUCGAACGCGAAAGAUUGGCUCAAAUUCAGUUCCAGUACGAAAAAGAUAGAAAAAUACAAAUUGAAGCAGCUGAAAAGCUUCAACAAGAAAUCAGAAAAAAGGAAAUUGAGGAGCUAAAGAAACGUGAAAAAGAAAAACAAGAGGAAAAUGCCAAAUUGCAAAAGCAAAUAUUGCGUAAGCAUCAAUAUUUCAUAAAAAAGCUGACCGACUUUGUGCAGGGUAUCGGAGAUUUACCAAAAGAACUUACAGAAAAUAAAGAGUCAAACCCAGGCAAAGAAUUAUGUCUGUUUUUUACUAAAACAGCAGUUUGUCGACACAACCAUCUCUGCACAAAAAAUCAUGUUAGACCUGGGGUUAGUCGAGUUAUAUUGUUAAGAAAUUUUUUUCAACAUAUAUCAUUAAAUGAAGCUAAAAAUAACGAAUAUGGAGACGAUAUUUUAUUGGAAUUCACAGAAAAUGAACUCAAUAAAGAUUACGCUGAAUUCUUUGAAGAUAUAACCAAUGAAUUAGAAAAAUUUGGUACAAUACUAAACAUUCGAACAGCAAAAAACUGCGUACCUCAUUUAAAGGGCAAUGUUUAUGUGGAAUAUGUCAACGAAAAAUCGGCCAUGAAAGCUUACUUAAAUUUACAAGGACGUUUUUAUGCGAGUAAACAAAUUAAUGUGGAGUUUUGUUCAAUAAUAUCCUGGAAGAGUGCAAUUUGUGGUCUAUCUUUUUCGAAAAGUUGCUUAAAAGGAAAGUUAUGCAAUUAUAUUCAUAUACUUAAAAAUCCAGAAGAUAAAUAUAACAAACCUUUAAAUUAUGGUGAUAUAUCGCAAAUCGAAAAUAGAGUUGACAAACGAUCAUCGGCAGAUACGAGUUGGAACGACGUUGAUGUUACCAGUGACAAACGAAAUUGGCGAUGGAGUGAAUCACCUGACAAAGAAUUUCUUCAAAACAUUGAAAUACCAGCCAAAGCAACUGCGAAAAUUGUUUCCAAUAAGUCACAUAAAGUAAAUUCAAGUGUAGUCCGUGUUUUGAAAACUACCAAUAUUAAAAAAAAAAAGUCAAGUCGACAAAGAUCAAAGAAAAAAAAAUCACUUUCUGAAUCAAGCUUAGAAUCUAAAAAACAUAAAAAAAGAAAACACAAAAAAAAUAAGGAUAAAUCAAGAAACAAAAUUCCUUGAAAAUAUAAAAUUUACAAUAAUUCUUCCGUUUUUUUUUUGUUUUGAAUUGAAAAUUCUCUUGUAAGUGUUAAAAGCACCGAGUGACAUAAAUACAUACUUUGUAUUUUUGAUAUUUUUGUUAUCAAUUUAAAAACCUAAAAAAACCUACGAAAAGCUUUGUGUUGUAUACUAGACGUUUUUUCUUACGGACAAAUAUAAGCACCAAGUUGAAGUAAUAUGAA